Messenger RNA from Megalobrama amblycephala (Wuchang bream), 1947 nucleotides. RefSeq names its product lysophosphatidic acid receptor 1-A-like. Gene Ontology annotation, cellular component: membrane. Gene Ontology annotation, molecular function: lysophosphatidic acid receptor activity. The transcript is spliced from 4 exons. The record is from RefSeq and is a predicted model, not a curated record. NCBI's taxonomy places the organism in Eukaryota, Metazoa, Chordata, Actinopteri, Cypriniformes, Xenocyprididae. Gene Ontology annotation, biological process: G protein-coupled receptor signaling pathway. The coding region runs from base 175 to 1359 and encodes 394 amino acids.
GCACAGGCAACUGCGAAGCGAGCGCGCGCCUGAUCGUUGCGGUCAAGAGCACGAGCCGAACCGAGACAUGAGAUUCGACCCGAGCGGAGCAGAUUGAGCAGAUUACAACCGCUGCAACGCGAGGAGACGAUCCGAUUCUUCAGACUGAAGGUUCACAGCUCCAUGCCUCCAUGAAUGACCUCUGACACUCGAAGGCCCCUCCCCUUCACUCCCAUCUAUCAGAUCUCAUCCAAUCACCCGCUCUUGCUGUCUUCCACGGCCCAAUCGCUGUCCGCCACGAUGGUUUGCUACUACAACGAGUCUAUAACUUUCUUCUACAAUCUCAGCAAGAAGAACAUCAGUGACACGUGGCGGACGAAAGACGUUGUGGUGGUUUCCAUGGGACUGCUCGUUUGUUUUUUUGCAAUCUUCGCCAACAUCCUGGUCAUGAUGCCCAUCUUCAUGGACCGCAGGUUUCAUUACCCCAUAUACUAUCUGCUGGGAAACCUGGCAGCCGCGGAUCUGUUCUCCGGCAUCUCCUACUUGUACCUGAUGUUCCACACUGGUCCCUGGACCAUCAAGCUCUCCAUAUAUCAGUGGUUUGUCCGACAGGGUUUGAUUGUCACCAGUCUGACAGCAUCUGUGAUUAAUCUGAUGGCCAUCGCUCUGGAGCGACACCAGACCAUCUUCAACAUGCAGCCGCACAGUAAAGUGACCAACCACAGGGUCGUGCUGCUCAUCAUCGGCAUCUGGCUCAUCGCCAUAGUGAUGGGUCUGGUGCCCACUAUGGGAUGGCACUGCGUGUGCAACAUUCAGAAGUGCUCCACCAUGGCGCCGCUCUACAGCCGCAGUUACCUUGUGUUCUGGGCCGUGUUGAACCUGCUGACCUUCACGGUCAUGGUGGCCGUCUACACACACAUCUUCAUCUAUGUUCUGCGCAAGAACCACCGGAUGAGCCAGCACAGCUCUCAGGUCAAACACAAGGAGACUGUGGUCAACCUCAUGAAGACUGUCGUCAUGAUAUUGGAUUGUUUUGUGGUGUGUUGGACGCCGGGUCUGGUUCUGCUUCUGCUGGACGGUCUCUGUGAAACCUGCAACGUCCUGACGUACGAGAAGUUCUUCCUGGUGCUGGCCGAGUGCAACUCCUUCAUGAACCCCAUCAUCUACUCCUACCGUGAGAAGGACAUGUGUGACUCCUUCAAACGCAUCCUCUGUUACCCGUGCCUGAGGUCCCAACAGGGUGAAUACUCGGGCAUCCGCUUUAAUACCCUCGAGCAAGAGGUACUCUCUGAGAGCGACGGGACCCACAACCCACCCUCAAAUCUCCAUUUUAGCACAAGAACUCAUGUCCGACAGACACGCUUUCAUGUGACGCUAUAAACACGCCAAAAAGAGUUCUUCUGCAGUCGUUUUCUCGUUUUCCAAUACAAAUAUCUAAACAUUCUUAUAUCAAGAUUCAUUUACUGGAGAAGCAAAAUGACUUGGGAUGUUUCUGAAAAAUGUAUUAAAAUGAAGUGAGUUUGUGCUUAAAACAGAAAUAUCUAGGGAAACUUGUUUCCACCACAAAUUAAAAAAUAAUAAUAAAUAAUCGCAAUUCUGACUUUUUUCCUCGCACUUGCUAGAAAAAUGUUGCAAUUGCUAAACAAGUCAGAAUUGUGAGAUAUAAACUUGCAAUUGUGAGAAAAAAGUCGUAAUUGCAAGAAACUCAGAAUUGUUAGAAAAAGUCGUAAUUGCGAGAAACUCAGAAUUGAUAGAAAAAGUCGUAAUUGCGAGAAACUCAGAAUUGUUAGAAAAAGUCGUAAUUGCGAGAAACUCAGAAUUGAUAGAAAAUGUCGUAAUUGCGAGAAACUCAGAAUUGUUAGAAAAAGUCGUAAUUGCGAGAAACUCAGAAUUGAUAGAAAAAGUCGUAAUUGCGAGAAACUCAGAAUUGAUAGAAAAAGUCGUAAUUGCGAGAAACUCAGAAUUGUU